GAUUAGAUUUUUUUCUUCUUCCCUUUCCCACUAUCUAUAAUAUUUAAUUUGAGCUAAGAAAAUUUUGAACCACCGUUCAGACCCAGAUUCUUGAAUUUGGCUGUUGGGAGUUGAAAACUUGGGACCCUCCAGGAAAGAACUCUGUUUUGUAUUUCCUCCUUUUAUCUUUUCAGUAUUUUUAUUUUGUUUUAUAGAUUUGGGAAGUUGGGUUCUUCGGAUUUUUUCAUCUGCCCAUUUGUUUUUAUUCUGUAUUGCUCUCUUUGUUGCCUUUCUACCAACCAAUCCUCAGAAGUCAGAAUUCUGCUAUUUUUAAUCUAUGGGUAACGGAAACAUGUCUUCUUGCUUCAACCUUUGCUUUGUUUCCUUUAAUUCUAUGGUAAACACCCAAACUUUCUCUCCUUCAUAGCCAGGUCUGUGGUUUUUCUCCUUGUGGUUGUUUCUUUCAGGAUAUGACUAGUGAUAUGAUCUAUUUGGCUUCCUCUUGACCUCUACCUUCUGUAUUAAGUGUUAUAUCUCAGUAUAAUAUUCCUUUUUCCCUUUUCCUUUUCCCUUUCUUUUUGCCCUCAAUUCUUCUGAUGGAUCGGAUCUAAUUUUAACAAGGUGCUUUUUUUUUGUAUUCCAAACUCAAUUUUAAGGUGUUUUUGCAGCUUCAGUGGUGUUUUGAUCAUUCUUGACCGCUGGUGUACUUGCUGAGAAUCUGACAUGGCAAGACAGAGAGACCUGUUCAUGGGUUUUCAUUGUUAAUUCUUUUCGGAACUACUACCGGGAGACUUGGAUAACAUUUGGGGACACCAUAUUCAAAUUAUAUAUAGUACGGAAACCUUAACAUUUUUGGCGCUUUAAAGGAUAAAAUGUCUUUGGUUAAGCCUGCAGAUCCAUCUGCCUCUUCAUAUGGCAGAUCCCAACUCUACAUGCUUAAUGGCAGCAGUGACAGCACCAGAUUAUCCUCUCAAGCAUUUAGUUCAGAUAAACGAAAGUUCAUGUAUGGACCUGAAUCUUACUGUCGUGAGAGCUACAACCAGCAGUACUACACUGGAUCCCCUGCUGAUGAUUUCCAUGCUUCAAGGAUUGAGUUUCGCCAUCCAUCCAGCACUGAUGUCCCAAGAAGUUUGUUCUCUCCACAAGGUGCCUCAUCCUAUCAGCUGAUGACUGUCUCAUGUUCUUCCAUUUCUGCACAGAACUCAUUUGACUCUUUUGCAGCCACUGGAAACCCUGGUGGAUCUCAAUCUCAAUCUUCAUCCGAAUACUUGUAUGAACAGAGCCUGGAAAAUGGUACAGUAGACUAUGAAGAUGAUGAUAUCAGGUUUAAACUUCAAGAACUGGAGAGGGUACUCCUGAAUGACAAUGAUGAUGAUGAUACAUUUAUCCUGGACCAGUGCAUGGACAUUGAUGGUGAAUGGGCUGACCCUAUCAAGAAUCUAAUACUGCCCAAUUCGCCAAAGGAAUCAUCAUCUUCAGACUCUAAUCUUAGUUGCAUCAGCAGCAACAAGGAGAUAUCACCAUUGAAUUAUGUCUCAAGUUCAAAUAUGUCUAGAACGGCGUCUGCUAAGCAGUUGCUUUUUGAAUGUGCUGCAGCGAUUGCAGAAGGCAACAAGGAAGAAGCGUCAGCCAUGAUAACUGAGCUCAGACAGAUGGUCUCAAUACAAGGAGAUCCUGCACAUAGGAUAGCAGCCUACAUGGUUGAAGGCCUUGCUGCCCGCUUGGCUGCGUCUGGCAAAUGCCUAUACAAGGCUUUGAAAUGCAAGGAGCCACCCACUUUGGACCGCCUCUCAGCAAUGCAGAUCCUCUUUGAAGUUUGUCCAUGUUUCAAGUUUGGGUUCAUUGCGGCAAAUGGUGCAAUAGCAGAGGCAUUGGAAGGCGAAGAAAGAGUUCAUAUUAUAGAUUUCGACGUAAACCAAGGGAGCCAGUACAUCCCACUGAUACAAGCUGUUGCAGCUCGGUCGGGUAAGCCACCCCAUGUGAGGGUUACUGGAGUGGAUGAUCCAGAGUCGGUGCAACACACUGUUGGUGGCCUAAAGAUUGUUGGUCAGCGACUUGAGCAGUUUGCUGAGGCAGUUGGAGUGCCAUUUGAGUUCCAAGCUGUACCAGUCAAUACUGUUGAUAUCACCCCAGCAAUGCUGGACUGCCGCCCCAGUGAAGCUCUUGUAGUCAACUUUGCCUUUCAGCUCCACCAUAUGCCUGAUGAGAGUGUCUCAACAGUGAACCAAAGGGACCGGCUCCUGCGCAUGGUCAAGAGCUUGCACCCAAGACUAGUGACGGUGGUUGAGCAAGAUGUUAACACUAACACUGCCCCAUUCUUCCCGAGGUUUGUCGAGGCCUACAAUUAUUAUUCAGCUGUGUUUGAAUCACUUGAUGCUACCCUACCAAGGGAGAGUCCAGACAGGAUAAACGUGGAAAAACAGUGUCUCGCACGUGAAAUAGUCAAUAUCGUGGCAUGCGAAGGCGAAGAGAGGAUAGAGAGGUAUGAAGUUGCAGGGAAAUGGAGGGCAAGAAUGAUGAUGGCUGGAUUCCAGUCAUGUCCACUGAGUGCUUAUGUGAAUGACACCAUCCGGAAACUUCGGAAGCAGUACUGUGACAGAUACAAGGUAAAGGAGGAGGGCGGUGCACUCCACUUCGGAUGGGAGGAGAAGAUACUGGUCGUUGCUUCAGCCUGGAAAUGAUGAGGUUGAUUAGAUUACCGGUUUUUGCUGCAAUGUUUGCUUUCUAUUAUAUCUUGUGUAUAUUUUAUGCAUGGAUCAGGAUGGUAGAAUGGUCUAAUCUGAAUAGGUUGGAGGAAAUAAGAGGUUUUAUGUUCUUGAACGCUCAAGUAGUUAAAGAGGAACAGAUCGACAUUGUGUUUGA
Macadamia integrifolia is the source of this 2841-nucleotide messenger RNA. Its product is annotated as scarecrow-like protein 1. NCBI's taxonomy places the organism in Eukaryota, Viridiplantae, Streptophyta, Magnoliopsida, Proteales, Proteaceae. The coding region runs from base 852 to 2660 and encodes 602 amino acids. Gene Ontology annotation, cellular component: nucleus. The record is from RefSeq and is a predicted model, not a curated record. Gene Ontology annotation, biological process: regulation of DNA-templated transcription. The transcript has 2 exons. Gene Ontology annotation, molecular function: sequence-specific DNA binding; DNA-binding transcription factor activity.